Linum tenue is the source of this 702-nucleotide messenger RNA. The record is from the annotation of a GenBank genome assembly. Lineage: Eukaryota; Viridiplantae; Streptophyta; Magnoliopsida; Malpighiales; Linaceae.
AUGUCGACGGUGGCCGGAUUGCCCAAGUAUGUGGUGCUGAAGUCCAAGAACGACGGGAAGUACCUUCACUACCUCUGGAACGACGAGUUCGGCGCCUACUACAAGGACCUGGGAUGCAAGCGCGACGUUGACCCGGUCAACCCGUUCGUGAAAUUCGAGGUUGUCCCUUCCACCGCCGACCCGACCCUCGUCCACCUCCGCUGCUCCUACAACAACAAGUUCCUCCAGCUCGUCAGCCUGGACGGCCUGCGGUGGAUCUCCGCCACCGCCGCCACCGCAGACGAGGACAAGACCAAGGACACCUCCACCCUGUUCCAGCCCAUCUUCCCGCCCGGCGAGCCCAACACCGUCGGGUUCCUCCACGUGCAGUCCCAGUGCCACCUCAGGACCUUCUUCAACAAGGAGUACAGCGACGAGAUCAACCACGUCGCCUGUGUCUACACCAACGACGGCAGUGGGUUCCACCGCUACGAGUUCGUGGCGUGGGAGUCGUACGAGGACAAGAUGAAGAAGAAGGACGAGGAGAUCGAGAAGCUGAAGGCCGGCGACGGAGAGAGCCUCACCGCCGACGCUAUAGUCGCGGAGCUGAGGAAGGAUAUAGCCGAGCAGAACGCGCAGCUGGAUGCUGCCUACAAGGAGAUCGAUGAAAAGGAUAAGUUGAUUGCGGCCUUGAAAGCAGCCGCCGCCGCCGCCGGCAAGUGA